ACACCGAUCGAGCCCAGGGGCUGCAGCACUCACAGAGGCGUUUCACAUCGCCGUCCAUGACAUUCCUGUGUUCCUGUGCAUACGGGACUCUGCUGCCUUCGGAGGUUGUGCAUCAUGAGGAAGCUUCCUUCUGUUCUGGCUAGGACAAUCACUUCUGGGACCAGUGCCUCCCCAGGGCUUCCUGACAUGUCUGAAGGACAGUCCCCCAUUCAUGUGAAUAAUGUGCGGAGCAAAUUGAGGGAUAUAGUGGGAGCAUCUACCAACUGGAGGGAUCAUGUGCAAGCCAUGCAAGAAAGAAAAGCUCUCCAUACUUUACUGGCAAAAAGGCAGGAAGAUCUCCCUCCUAGGAGAAUGAAGGAUAGCUACUUGGAAGUUAUUCUGCCUCUAGGAAGUCAGCCUGAAAUAAGAGAAAAAUACCUGAAUGUAUACAACAGUGUAAGGUUUGGAAGGAUACUUGAAGAUCUUGACAGUUUAGGAGUUCUUAUCUGCUACACUCACACCAAGCAGGAAAGGCAGCAAAGGUCUCCUUUGUCCAUAGUUACAGCUCUGGUGGAUAAAAUCAAUUUGUGCCAGAAGAUUAUACGUCCAGACUGUGACAUCAAAUUCACAGGCAAUGUUUCUUGGGUUGGGAAGACCUCCAUGGAAGUGAGGAUGCACAUGCUGCAGCAACAUGAUGGGGAUUACAGCCCUGUGUUAGAUGCAACCUUUGUCAUGGUGGCCCGCGACCCAGAGAACAAACGGCCAGCAUUUGUUAAUCCACUCAUUCCUGAGAGUCCUGAGGAGGAAGAAAUCUUCAAGCAAGGGGAAUUGAACAAGUUGAAGAGGAUUGAAUUCAGCACUGCUUCCUUGCUGAAAAUGGCUCCCACUGCAGAAGAAAGAAACAUUGUGCAUGACAUAUUCCUUAACACACUGGACACAAGGACAGUGAGUUUCCGGAGUCGUAAAUUACCACCCAAUUCAGUGUGGAUGGAAGAUGCCAAACUAAAAGGCCUGCAGAUUUGCCAUCCUGAGGAACGGAACAUCUUCAAUAGGAUCUUUGGGGGUUUUCUCAUGAGAAAGGCAUUUGAACUGGGAUGGGCAACUGCUUGCAGCUAUGGGGGUUCCAGACCCUUUAUUGUAUCUGUUGAUGAUAUCAUGUUUCAGAAGCCAGUAGAAGUUGGAUCCUUAUUACUGCUUUCUGGACAGGUCUGUUACACAGAAAAAAACUACAUCCAAAUUCGAGUACACAGUGAAGUUUACAAUGCAAAUACCAAGGAGCACCAUACUACCAAUAUUUUCCACUUUACGUUUAUAUCAGAAAAUGAGGUCCCACAAGUUGUACCUAAGACAUAUGGAGAGUCCAUGUUGUAUUUAGAUGGGAAGCGCCACUUUACUGCAGUCAUGAAAGAAAUCUGACAGGCACUGGGUGCUGCAGCAGCAGGGCAGCAGCAUGCUGCCUUGGCAAGAGCUGUCACUAGAGGUGGCUAAUGGACAGGUGCUUGUAAUACUCAAAAAAAACCCAACAACCCCUCAAAACCAAACCAACCAAACCCAAACUCCACACCAAAACCUGCCUUUUCAGUACUCUUCAUGUAUUUGCAUAUAUCUGGAUUUUUUAUUCUUUACCACUAGAAUUUGCUGAAAUAUUUUACAUGCAAAUGAUAGGAAAAGAGGCUGAAAAGAUGCAGUCUUAGGCUUUGGAUAGACUCUCUUUGUCUGCUUUGAGAAAUCUCAUUGCAGUCUUGGCUGUCUUGUCACCAUCUGCUGCCUUUCCCUUAGUAGCUCUCCUUUGUGUUUCCCUGAUAAGGGAGGGAAGUUCUGUCAGAAAAAGGUGUGCAAUAAGUAGAUACACACAGGUGAAGCAAUUUGACCUCCAUUCUUGUGUAAAUUAGGUUAAGGAUCAUAAUUCUUUUUUGGUCAAGGACACAUCUAAGCAGCAGCAGAGGGGCAGAAGUCAGUAGUGUGUGCACAAUGGAAAACAGGUGUUUCCCAUCACUGGGGAUUUUACAAGUUAUUGCAGCUUCUGUUUGGAUGGUUUUCAUGUUCCCUUGGGAGGAAACUGAUUUUUGCAAUGAAAUGAAGUGGCUAGAUGGUAUUUUCUGGCACUCUGUUUGUGUCCUUGCCAACCUCUUCUAAUUUUUUUGUUUGUUUGUUUUAAUAUAUAACUGUGAGUUCCUUAGUGAAUUAUUUCUCACGGCUUGGAGACUAGAGGUCUGACUGGUGGGACUGGGAAAUGGCCUUGUAGAACAGAACAUUUUUGUUUGUUAAGGACUGGGAACAAAAAAGAUAAAAUGCUGCCCGAAUGGUAAUGGUGAUGUUUGGUGCUGCAGUUAGGGCUCCUGAGAAUCUGUGUUGAGCAGCUCCCAGGUCAGCUGCUGAAUGAUGAGAUCUUUAUCCCACUGAAGAGUGGUACAGCUAGAGGACAGUCUCCUCCUUAGCUGGAUUAUUUAUCUGUUCCCUUGGACUGAAGUGCAGUAUGAAUAUUGCACAGCUCUAAAUGUUGUCCAGUUUACCUGUGAAGGACAGAGAACUUCCCCAAUACAGAGGGGACACCAUGGUGGUCAUAUCUAUGGCAAAUACAUAACAGGAACAGAGUACUUGGUACUGAAGUGUUUGUGGUGUAAUGGAGAAAGUUUUAAUAAUAUCCAAUUUCUGGCACUUAAAGCCCAAUUUCUUGAAAUCAGGAGACUGAGUGGAUGGGAGGUGUCGACUUUUAGCAGUAUGUCACAAGCAUGAAACUGGUUUUCAGUACCUUCUCAUCAAGACUGAUCAGAACACCCAAAGAGGAGUUGUGCUCAGGGGUUAAACAGAAAUGUCAUGUCUUAAAAUACACGAGAAUGGAUUCUGGCUUCCCUGUGAGGUUUAAAAUGUUUUGAAAAGAGGAUGCAGCAAGUAGUGAUUAUGUCAAUCAGCACAGAUGCAUGAACCACAUUGAUAAAAUUAAGUAGCACGUUGAGCUUUUCUGUCUGAGUAAGAAAGCCUGACACAGUCACAAUUAGGAGCAUUUCCUUUGGUGCUAGGAUGGCAUGAAGUUCAUGAGCUCUAGCAGCUCUUUGCUAUUCCUGUGAGGAAUUGUUAAUUGAGCAUUGUAAUAAUCAGCUUGUUACACAUCAGCCUUUCCUUUUUGAGAUUCAGUUGCUGCAUUGAGUAAGUUAGAUUGCUUUCCAGAGUAGGUACAGGGGUGUGGCCUGAUCCAAAACAGAUUCUUGCAUUGUUCUGAUGGUAAACUCUUGGUUCUUUCCAUAGAGUUUCUCUCUUUAGCCACACUCCAGUGCUGACCCAGCUCUAUGACAUUAAAAUCUUUAAUGGUUAUGAUGCUGUCAGAUAAAUUGUAUUUGCUGGGUUUUACCUUUUUCAAACUGACUCUAUUAGACUGACCACAUGAAUAAAGAACUGAAAUAGUAUUUCAUCUUCUUCCCCCUUGUUGCAGGGAUCAAUGUUAACUGUUAAAAAAUAGAUCCUUCCAUUUCCUGCCUUCCUAUUUAUUUCAGAACUAUGUUCUACUCCUGAGUACCUGCAGGUUUUUAUCACUGACCCAGUGAUCCUACCUGGAUCACUUUUUUAUAACACACAUAAGUUAAGGGGAUACAAAUUCAUCCUCCACUGACUUUUCAGCUGCAUUUAAAGAUAAAUUUAUCAUAAUUUCUAAAUUCAGCCUUUGGGAAGGGGUUGGAGAGAAGGAGAGGUAAUAGAGUAUGGAGGAAGGUGUGACAUCAGAACCUCUGGAUGCAGUGAAGAAAAUGAAUGCCACAAAUGAAGAUGUGUAGAAGAAUUUAUACGUUCUCAAAAUUCAUGAUAACUUAAUCACAUACCACAGUGACAGUAGUUUCAGAAUGUAUAUGAAGCCAUACAGAAAAUGUGUGUAUGUGUGCAUAUGCACAUAUGUAAAAGAUAAAUGCUUUGUGUUUAUUGCUAUAUAUAUGUACUCAUGUAUUUUUUACCUCGAGAUGGUGACUCCAAGCUGUCACCCUCUCUGGUAUCUUUGUUCAAAGGUAUGCAUGCUGCUUUGUGCCUUUGUGUGUAUGGGAGAAAAAUGUUCUCUGAUCGCACAUUUAGAAUUAAAAUAUUUCAACAUAGUAAUUCAUGUUGGGUUUAUGUUGCAACUUUUAUCCAGCCUGUAGGUGACUAACCAUUACCACAGAAGCCUAAAGAAAUUGCUAGAAAAUAUUUUUAUUUAUAGUAAGCUUAACUAUAUAAUUAAUUGACUAUGGCUCAGUAGCAGGAAGCAAAUGUCUGUGCCCAUUGUUUCUCGGAAUACAGUGAGGAGGAGCAGGAUUGCCUCCCCUUACCCUUUCACUUAAUAGUGAUAUAAAAGGAGAUUUCUGUGGGACUGGCUGAACUCAGUGCCCAAAGGAGUGCCUUGUUUCAAAUGUUUUUAUUUUUCUGUGGUUAAAAAAGUACUAAAAUCAUUCAAACUUCAUGUAACAGCAUCUGGUAGCCCUUUUUCAAAUAGGGACCAUUCCCAUCAGAUUUUGCAGCCAUGUCACAUUGUACAGCACUCUGGAAAGAAGUUUGCAGGAACUGGUGCAAUGUGGGCCACAGAGCAACAGUUUUAGUUCAGAAACCUGCUCUAAACUCUGCAUGCUCAAUUGGUUUUACUGCACAUUCAGUCCAGCCUUUGGUGACACUGGUUUGAUUGCUGAUCCUGCUCUGAAUGCAUUCCUAACUAGGCACGGGAGAGAUCAUUUCUGCAUGGGCUAGGCACAAGCCAACAGGAAAAUAAAAGGGUAAAUACUCAGCUUUCAUGAAAGAGAAAUUGGGGACUCCUUUUGUGGAGGAUGUAGUUGGAUGACCAGAGCUGCACAGAAAAUACACUGGAGCACUUCUCUGCCAGCAGAGAUCCUCAGCCCUGCAGGGCUCCUGUCCAUGAGGCUGGAGGCACUGCUGGGCAUUGGCAGGUUGGAAAAUACCUGUAAGAUAAACAUUGAGUCCCACUGUAAACCUAAUACCAGUACAGGCUCCCAGCAAUGUGGUGGUUAUUUUUUGGAUAUACUUGAGUUUGCAGAGGGAGAGGUUUCUGUGGGCAAGGGAUGGGCAUAACCUAGGACAGUUGCAGAGGGCUACAUCAGCAAAUAACAUCAAAAAUCUGUACCAUUAUUAUUAUCUGAAUUGAUGCUUCUUCAAUACUUCUGGAAGUGAUAUCCAGGUCUCAGCUAGAUCCACCCUGCUUGGAGAGGUGGCUUUCAUCUGCAGACCUCACCACCAUACAUAGCUUAACAGCUGAGGGGGCAGUAGAAGGGUGUGGGAUGUUUGCCCAAAAUAGCAGAGGAAGUUGAAGACUAUGUCUCAUUAUUAGUCAUUACUUGCCUUGCAGGAGCAUUUUUUGCUUUUUCUGUAGAAGACAAGCUCACAAUGGCAUCUGCAUUUUAUGUACUUCCAAGAGAGGUCCCUGAAUAUAUCCUGGGGUUUGGGAAAGCAGAGAUGUAUGACAAUUAAGUUUUGCACUAUUUGAAACAUCACUUUGAGUACUGGAAGAACAGAGUGCUCUGUCAUUUGUUAAUUUCAAAUAUGUACAAUCACAUGGCAACUCAAAUCUUUGCUUAAGGACUACUUCCCUAUUUCCCUAAUACUUUUCAUCCCCAUUGAACUGCAUUAAAAAAACCCAAAAAACAACCCUAUGCCAUCCCUUACCACAUGUUUAAACUGUAAAUGUGCAUUUAUAAAAACCUUGAAAGUUUACUCAGCUACGCUGCUGUGACUUCAAUUAAACUUGCAAUGGUCAAAGCA
Molecule: messenger RNA, 5706 nt
Organism: Zonotrichia albicollis (white-throated sparrow)
Lineage: Eukaryota; Metazoa; Chordata; Aves; Passeriformes; Passerellidae
Gene: ACOT9
Product: acyl-CoA thioesterase 9
Biological process (GO): acyl-CoA metabolic process
Cellular component (GO): mitochondrion
Molecular function (GO): fatty acyl-CoA hydrolase activity
Source: RefSeq, a predicted model, not a curated record